UGCACUGUGCCAGCUAUAUAAUCUGCAGCAAUAGACAGAGUGUGCAAACUCUGGUCCAGCCUGGGGCUCAGGCUCUCUUCAUCCUUCUUGUCAUCACUGCCUGCUGCUUCUGGGCCAAGGGAUUCUCUGCACAUCCAGGAUGGGUCUUGUGAAAUGUUUAUUGCUGGCAGCUGUCUGCAUUCAAGUUUCCUCCAUGCCCUUGUCCACUCAGCUUUCCGAGGAAGAAGAGAAGGUCACAAGAUGUAUCAUGGAGGUCCUAGCCGAGUCAUUGUCUACACAGGGGUCCGAGAGGGUCAGCAGUGGCUGCAUCCGACUACUCAGGGAAGAUGAAAGACUAAUCUCCAUUCUGCGUCAUCAACAUCUCCUGAAAGAACUGGAGGACCUGAGCCAUCGAGAAAAGUCACAGCAGCAUGCAGGACAGGAAAGCAGUGAAGAAGAAGAACUUAGAAAGAGAACCAAUGAGAGUCCUGUACCUGCUCCUAAAAGAGACACGCAAUCAAAAAGAGGAACAGAAAAUGAAGAAUCGAAAGAGUUUGAGAAGAUCGAAAAAGUGGAGGUGAAACAGAAAGAGCAUGGUACAUCAGUUGAGGAGAAAGCACAUGAGCUUCUGGAGGAAGAGGAGGACAAAAGAAGCCCUGCAGUAAAGAGAGAUGACAGUCAUGGAAAAAGAGCUGGUGAUGUGGCCAGGGAUGCUGCAGCCACCAAGAGAAAGGACAUGGAGAAAAAAAAUAUUAGUGAUGAGAGUGAGGAUGACAGCUCAGAGGAGGAGCAUGGCAGAGGAUACAAUGGGAACAGCAAAGGGUGGUACCAAAGGGACCAUGACGAAUGGGAGAAAAGAAAAAGGGGAUCCCAAAGAAGAAUGGCAGAGGACCCCAGCCAAGAAGAAACAGCCCAGUUUGAGACUGAAGACAGACGCCUGAAAUAUUUAAACUCCAAGAAUCACAUGCAUGGUUAUCCUCAUGAAGAGAAGAGACACAUCCACCACCCAGAAGAAGACAUGGACAGGGAGAGGAACUACUAUGGACCAGAAGAAGAUGAAAUGGGGAGGGAGAUACACCAUCACAAUGGUAGACCUGGAAAUCAUGAACAUAGAGAAGAGGAAGAGGAGAGGGAGCUGGAGGAAAUGGAAGAACGAGAGGAGCAUAGAGCUGAGGAGCGUGAUAUCCAAGAGGUGGAAGAAGAGCUGAGGAAGGCAGCAGAACAUUUGCAGGAAAUCCACCGAGGCUGAGAGAAACAAGAUGAAGGUUCAACCCUACGUCUUCCAGCCAAUAAUCUGCACAUAUCUUGAGCAUUGUCUGAUAUCUCAUGUACACGAUUCCCUGGUAUUCUUCUACGCUGGCCUGUAUGCCAUUUAUACAACCGCAGGCUGUAUCUGUUGCUAUUGUAAAAUAAAGCUUUCUUGAAAUGUUAGCAAAUUGACGAGGAAUUCCACUAUGUAUUGUGUAUAUUUAUAUUAGCCUCAUGGCAAAUAUAUAUAUGUAUUACUGUAUGGUUUCCUUUUGCCUCUUAUUGUCUGGAAUGUGACCACUUCUAUGCAUAUCAAAGCUAGGCAAGACUAAGCCAGGAACAAAAAAUGAACUCCUAUAAUGCAGCUAAGGCAUUGCUCCUCACCUGCAUGAUAUAGAUGUUGUGGAGCAGAAUGACAUACUGUAGCUACAAAAAAAAUCUUACAUAAUAAGAAAAAGUGCAAUGACUGGGUGCAUUGUCAUCACAUCCAAUGAGAUUUGUUUUUACUGCAAUUCAUAGGAGGAGAAACUGGAACCUGGUUGCAUUGGGUUAUUUUGUUAACACAUUUAAUGCACAUUGCCUAGCUUAAUGCAUUUCUGUUUGGUACUGGAAAAUUUUAGCUUCUGAUCUAUUGCAAUUAAAAUAAGCACAACUUGUCAAUUGAUUAUAUUUUAACUUAACUUUGAGUAAUUUUUCUAUAGUUGAGCCCCUUUUACAGAUCAGAUUCAGAUUUUUUUUUGUAUAUCUAGCGCAGAAGAGUUUAUCUAUCCAAUCCACCUUCUGAAGUCCAUUUGCUUCACCACAAGUUGAACAUCUAGUUCUUAGUUUUUGGAAAGUGUUAUAUUGUUGGGUCGGCUACAACCUAUCCAAUAUGUUAACUGUUUUUUAUUUUUAUUUAAUUUACAAUUAGCAGAAGAACGGCAGUGUCAAUAUAAGGCAAUGUUCUAGGUAGCUCUGGAUCCUCCAAAAACUGUACAUAGAUGGUCAUUAUGUAAUUCCGGUCUCUGUUCUGUGAUUAUAUUCAAGUUUUGCUGUGAGAAUUAAAUAAAAGUGAAAAAUU
Molecule: messenger RNA, 2287 nt
Organism: Rana temporaria (common frog)
Lineage: Eukaryota; Metazoa; Chordata; Amphibia; Anura; Ranidae
Gene: CCER2
Product: coiled-coil glutamate rich protein 2
Exons: 6
Coding region: 140-1228 (362 amino acids)
Cellular component (GO): secretory granule
Source: RefSeq, a predicted model, not a curated record